CUAUGAGCCUCUUUCUUCUUGGCCCAAACCCAAUUGACCCACAUUUACCCCUCUCCUUCUCUCUAUCUCUGCCCCCGCCACCUCCUCCUCCACCGUAAUCACAAGCUAAGGAGGAGAGUUGAGUCGAAUUUCUCUUUCUAUCUCCUAAUCAUGGCGGAAAAGGAUCAGCCGUUGCCUAAGUUUGGUGAAUGGGAUGUCAAUGACCCAGCAUCAGCUGAGGGAUUCACAGUCAUCUUCAACAAGGCUAGGAAUGAGAAAAAGUCAGGUGGAAAGCCAGACUCACCAGCUAGGGAUAGCUCUGGAUUUAAGUCUGACACUGCUACACUUGGAAAGCCUCAGCCUAAAAAAUGGUUUUGCUGCAUGCAAUCUGCUCAAGCAGAAUAAAGAGGUGGCUCUUGCCUUGUAAGAGCAGUCAUUGGAGAGUAUCAUUUAUCUACACCUGGCCCUAGGAUAUAAAUCCAGAAGACAGGAGCUGUAUUAAGAAGCUAUGAUGGGUCGUGCUGGAAUUUGUUUGUGGCGACUCUUUACGACGAUGUGGGGUUGGGGGAAAAUGUGAUGAAAGAACAGUGUGGUUUAGUGUUUGUGUACGCUGGUGGGUUAUUUUCUCCAUUCAAUGGAGUUAAAAGCUGUUGUGGCAUUUUAUUUUGUGUUUGUUUAGGGUGAUGUGAUUUUCAUGUGUAUCCAUUUGUCUAUAUAUAAUGAAACUCUCCUUUUCUUA
This is a messenger RNA of Hevea brasiliensis (rubber tree), 718 nucleotides long. RefSeq names its product protein NOI4. Bases 151 to 384 code for a protein of 77 amino acids. Lineage: Eukaryota; Viridiplantae; Streptophyta; Magnoliopsida; Malpighiales; Euphorbiaceae. The transcript is spliced from 3 exons. The record is from RefSeq and is a predicted model, not a curated record.